This is a messenger RNA of Scophthalmus maximus (turbot), 3647 nucleotides long. RefSeq names its product solute carrier family 30 member 8 (gene slc30a8). Gene Ontology annotation, molecular function: zinc ion transmembrane transporter activity. The coding region runs from base 1799 to 3019 and encodes 406 amino acids. Gene Ontology annotation, cellular component: plasma membrane. NCBI's taxonomy places the organism in Eukaryota, Metazoa, Chordata, Actinopteri, Pleuronectiformes, Scophthalmidae. The record is from RefSeq and is a predicted model, not a curated record. Gene Ontology annotation, biological process: zinc ion transmembrane transport; insulin secretion; response to zinc ion. The transcript is spliced from 9 exons.
CACACACACUUAAAGAUGCACAAACGUGUACACACAAUGCCGUGGAGCUCUCAUGGACUGAGUGAGUGGUCCUGUUGCAGGGUCAAGAUCUCAGGAACAGUGUGAACGGCCAUGUGUAACUAACCCUCCUCGUACCAUUUUCCCCACAGUCCGCAGCCCCUAGCAACCACACUGCACCAUCUUUUCACACACACAAAAACACUUUGGCAAACCAAACACAGGCCCACAGACACUAUUCGCCAAAAUAGAUCCGAAACACCGAAAAAUCUGCUAUUUUUAGAAUCAAACUGGCUCCGCUUGUAGAGCUUUUCAAGAAGUCUAACGUCACCGAAGAAAAAGGAAGAAGAAAAGCACCUCUGAGUCUCAGUGUGUGACUGUCUCAUGAACUUAAAUGCCGCUGUCAGAGAGACAAGAGGACACUGAUGUACGUGGUCCGAGCUGUGGCGUCACAGGUCACUUUAUGAAUGAGUGGAUUUGGAUGAUUGACAACUAUUUUUUUGUUUAAUACUCUUUUUUAUUUACCUUUUAUCAAUCUCUAGUUUUAUCUAUACCACCACCAUCAGUGGAAAGUAUUGUACUUAAGUAUAAUUUGAUAGUACUUGUACUUUACUUGAGUAUUUCCAUUUUAUGCCACUUUUUAACUUCUAUACCUUGAAAAACCACGACGAAAAACCAGAAAACCAGAAACGCCCACACACCAGUUGAUGCUCCCACAAACUUUUUAUUAAUCACCUCCCAGGUAAUUUACCUCUCUACCUGGGAGGCAAAUAAAAAAAGGUUGUGGGGAGCAUCAGCUGGUGUCCUUGGUGCCACCUUGUGGUGAAUUUGGGAAGGAAACUUUCAAACAUGAACGUUCGGGCAGAGCUGCAGCAGAGAUGAUUGAACCAAAUAUAUUUACAGCCAUGGAUAAAUCUGAAGUGAGACUAUUUGAUUAUUCAGGCUAAUGUGCCAAAAAACUAAAUAAUACAUCCAUGAGAUUUGUUGCCAAAUUAAGGGUCAAGUUAUUUUCUACUCACACAACAGAUCAAAAAUUUUUGGAACAGUGAGUCAGACUCGAUCAAUAUUCGGGUUGCUUGCGCGUGGUUGUUAAUUAUACAAAGGAAUAUGAAAGAGUUGACUUCCACCAAAAGCCUUUGAGGAAACCACAGUGACCAUGUGAUAAGCGCACGGCACCACGUUUGAUUGCACAAUCACAAAGUGCCGGCUGCCCAAGAGGAGAGGGGCGGGGUCUCGGAAUACACUGCGCCGGUAUUUUACGCACGGUGCGCACUCCAUCCACUAAUUACGCACUGGGUAAAUUUAAGUCUAGCUCGCUGUCAGUCGAACUUGGACGUCACCUCAUUGACAGGUGCUUCUUCUCUCAUCAACAUGGUGUCGAGACACAGUUUUUCUUUUUCAAACCCCCACAUCUCUGCUUCUGGAUCAAUAAAUCAUCUUCUCUCGCUCCCUCUCAUCACCGCAGCCGCCUGCAGCGCUGCAGACGGCGGAACACAUUUGCACACGGUGCAAACAGUGUUAGUCACAAGGCUGCAUCAAAUAUUCUGCAGUUUGCACCCCGGCUGCCCAAACGCUCCUCAAGUGGAGGCGACCAGUCAAGAAGAUCAGUCACCGAAGAUCACUCAACAAGAAACAGAGACACGAGUUGUAGGAUUUCUUUACUCAAAACUACUGAAGUAAUUUUUAUUUUAAAUUGAUUUUUUAAAAAUGUUUUAGAGCGCCUUUCUCCUGAAUCUGGUAUUUCAUUUUGUCUGGCUUUGGAGGGGAAUUUCUUUACAUCCCAGACAGUCGGUCAGUCAUCAUGUCCAACAAGAACAAGGAUCUGGAGAGAGUUCCCCUGGUGACAGAUGUGAGCAACUCGUACGCCACCGUGCGAAGCGCUCCCGGCCAGAGAGGCGGCGGCGGCGGCGGCGGCGGCGGCGGCGGCAUCAAACAUUGCCACGACAACAGCCACGCGCAGGAGGACCGCGAGCGGGAGAAGAAGGUCGCCAGGAAGCGGCUGUACGUGGUCUCCGUCGUCUGCCUGAUUUUCAUGAUCGGCGAAAUCCUCGGUGGGUAUUUCGCCGGCAGCCUCGCGGUGAUGACAGACGCUGCCCACCUGCUGGUGGACUUCACCAGCUUCAUCAUCAGCCUCUUGUCCCUCUGGCUCUCCUCCAGACCGGCCACACACAAGCUCAGCUAUGGCUGGCACCGUGCAGAGAUCCUGGGCGCGCUGCUUUCCAUUUUCACCAUCUGGCUGGUGACGGGCGUGCUGGUGUACCUGGCCGUGGAGCGCCUCAUCAGCGACGACUACACCAUCGAGGGCACUAUCAUGCUCAUCACCUCCGGCUGUGCCGUGCUGGCCAAUAUAAUCAUGGCCCUCACCCUUCACCAGUCCGGCCACGGCCACAGUCACGCCGGCCUCAGCUCGCACGGUCACGGCCACGGUGACGAGAAGCCGCGAGGAUACAACCAGAUCUCGAACCACGCUCACUCGAGCGACGCCGACCACGUGGACGUGGAGCAAAAAGGAUCAAACCACGGACGGAGGGCGCAGCAGGCCAACGCCAGUGUGCGAGCGGCCUUCGUCCACGUGGUGGGCGACCUGCUCCAGAGUGUCAGCGUGCUCGUCAGCGCCAUCAUUAUCUUCUUCAAGCCAGAAUAUAAGAUCGCCGACCCCAUCUGCACCUUCCUGUUCUCCAUAUUUGUCUUGUGCACCACCUUCACCAUCAUGAGAGACAUCCUCAUCGUCCUGAUGGAAGGCACUCCGGCAGGGGUGAGGUACAGCGAGGUGCGGGAUGGCCUGCUGGCAGUGAAGGGGGUCAAAGCUGUCCACAACCUCCACAUCUGGGCCCUCACCAUGAACCAGGCUGUGCUGACUGCUCACGUGGCCAUAGACGAGUCAGUGGACGCUCAGACUGUCCUCAGAGAGAUGACCCAGGCCUGUUACUCCUCCUAUAACUUCCACUCUGUGACGAUCCAAAUGGAGCGACAGGCCGACCUGAAGCCCGGAUGCACCCUGUGUGUGGACCCCAUGAUGUAGGACCCCGCCGCGGUCAUCACCCGAGCACACGGGCGGCACGGGCUACGAUUUUUAGCUGCUGUGACCCGCAACGGUAUGAAGUUGUUCUGCCUCGCUCAUUGGAGCCUGAGGUCAAACGUCCCAUCUCUGUACCUGAAGUGCCUUUGUGGAGCUCUUCUCCUCUGUCCAACUACUGUGUGACGUUGUAACGCGUUUAAAACUUUGAAUUUUCACGAGUGGUCUUUUUUAUUAAUGUGGUUUUUAUUUAGUGUUUUCAUGUUUAAAAGUAAGUGUUCAUCUUUUGUGAAUGUUAAAUGACUGACUAACUGCUUGUGUGUGUAUAUAUAUAUAUAUAUAUAUAUACAUGUAUAUAUAUAUCUGUUCUCUAAACUGCUGUGUUUGUUUACCCUCUGAUCCUAUGUGACACGUCCAGUACGUGGCUUCAGUCUUAUUUGUUUGAGCACUGAGCCGCCGAAUCAACCCAAGCUGCUGGAUACAGAUCGAUGAGUACUGUAUUUUAUAUGCACACGAGCAACCUGAGAAGUCGAGCACAAAGACACCUCUCCACUGCUUUUGUAUAGAUGUAAGGUAUUAGCUGAAAUUAAUUAUUCAAUAAAAUAUUAUUAUUCUUUUUUUUUAAUAUCAAAUA